Molecule: messenger RNA, 2058 nt
Organism: Darwinula stevensoni
Lineage: Eukaryota; Metazoa; Arthropoda; Ostracoda; Podocopida; Darwinulidae
Source: the annotation of a GenBank genome assembly
AUGGAGAUGAUGAUGGACAAUCGCGGGGAUGUGGGAGGCAAGGGAAGAAUUUCACUCUCCUCGCAUAGUCCCUGGUGUGGAAUAGAACAGGGGCAUGUCGUUCACUUCUUUUGUGUACCGAAUCGCAUGAUCCGAGACACUGUAUUCCAGGUCCCCUCCCCGGGGCGUGAGAUCAUUAUGGGUUCACGGCAGCAGUUCUGCUUACGGUGGAACAAUUACCAAAGUAAUUUGUCGACGGUGUUCGAACAAUUGCUGCAGACGGAAGCCUUUGUGGAUGUGACUCUCGCUUGUCAGGGAAACGCAGUGAUCAAGUGUCACAAAAUGGUGCUCUCCGCUUGUAGUCCUUACUUCCAAUCCUUGUUAAUGGAGAACCCAUGCCAGCAUCCUAUUGUGAUAUUGAAAGAUCUCCGCUAUGAAGAAUUGCGGACCCUCGUCGAGUUCAUGUACAAAGGUGAAAUCAACGUGCUUCAAGAUCAAAUCCCAAGCCUUUUGAAACUGGCCGAGACAUUGAAAAUCAAAGGGUUGGCGGAAGUGAGAAACGAGGAGUGCAAACCAGGUUCUCCCCCCAAGGACAAUAUCGGAUCGUGUGGGACUGGGACGCACCCUUUGCCGCCACCAGCUGUACCUGUACCACCCCCACCCCCUGGUGCACCGCCACCUAUGAUAACCAUGACUCGACCGCCUCCCCCGGCGUCCCUCGUCCCUUCCUUGGUCAUGAACGGACCGAAACGGAGGCGAUUAUCUUACUCAGGAUUGGAUAGUGGGUGUGGGAGCCCGGCGGAACUCCUGGAGACGAACCUGGAACUUCAUCAUCCCCAGGCGUUACUGCCUCAUCCUCUUCCUCGCCCUGAGCCUUCCAUGUCCCAAGACGAAGAAAUCCGGCCUGCCAUUGCCGAGAUGAUCAAAGAGGAAGAACGGGCAAUGCUGAUGGAGAACGCAAAAAUGCUGGACAACUCUGUUGUGAGCGAGAAUGGCCAUAGCAGCUGUGGUAUUCCUGCAGGACCCUGGAAUCCUAUCGCCCAGCCGAGUGCUCCUGGAAUUAUAGACUGGCCCAAGGAAAAUGAGGCAUGUGAUGAGCAUCCAAAUGAAGUAGAUGAAAUGUGUUCAGAUCCAAGUUUUAAGUGUGACUCUCAACAUGGAGUGGGGAUGGAAGAAGAUAUAAGCCCACCAUAUCCAGAAACAGGGAAGGGCUUCUUCCUGACCAAGGAAAGUCGGGAAGCAGCCAUCAGGAAAGGCAUGGAUCUGGUGCAGCAAGGCAUUUCCAUCAAACGAGCAGCUGUGGAAUGCAACAUCCCCGUCAUGACUCUGUGGCGGAGAGCUAAGCAAGGCGGACUUCUCACUAACAAAAGACAUCAUUCUGUGCAAUACCAGAUGCAAAAUCUGUGGCAGAAAGCUUGGGCCCAAAACCAGUCUUUGAUCCAAAACUUGCGCUUUCGAGAAAGAGGCCCUUUCAAGUCAUGGAAACCAGAAACCAUGGCUUCUGCAAUCAGAGGAGUUCUCAAUGAAGGCUUGUCACUUUCAGAAGCAGCCAGAAAACAUGACAUCCCUUACCCAACAUUUGUCCUCUAUGCCAACAAAGUCCACAAUAUGCUUGGUCCCUCUCCAGGAGGCUCAGAGCUGAGGCCAAAGGGACGAGGUCGGCCACAAAGAAUACUCCUUGGGAGCUGGCCUGAGGACCAAGUGGAGUCUGUGAUCCGUGCAGUGGUCUUCAGGGAGACUGCUAACUCCAUCCCAUAUUCUGGAUCACCUCAGGGUCGAGUGAGCAUGUCUCCCGUGGCAUCACCUUACUGCAACAGCCCACCUGAGAUGAAUCAGGAAGAAAACUCAGAGCAAAGUCUUGGGGAAGGGGAUCUGGUGGUGAAAAUGAAGACAGAGCAUGGAAGUGGAACCAUGACCAUUCAAGAGAGUGAGGACAGUGCAGACAUCAUCUCUGACACUCCUCCCAUCCCAAUUACAACACUCGAUGAAACCCCUACCUUUGCUUCAAUCACUACCAUGGAAGGCCAAGACCACUAGCCAGGCAUUAACAUGUUUGAGAUUCAGAGAUUAUACUUGAAG